This is a messenger RNA of Chara braunii, 3446 nucleotides long. NCBI's taxonomy places the organism in Eukaryota, Viridiplantae, Streptophyta, Charophyceae, Charales, Characeae. The record is from the annotation of a GenBank genome assembly.
UUUGACUGCCUCGUUAGGUUGUGUUUAUCGGUGAGCGGGAAACGCGAGGAGCACACCGGCGAUGGCGAGCCAGCGGACUACCGCCGACCUGAGCGACCUGGUCCCYCGCCCGGAGAAGCUUCCGGAGCUCACUCGGCUGCACAGCAUGACGGAUCGYGUGAAGGGAUCCAUCGCCGAGUACCGCAACCAGAUCGUCCUGCUGUUGUCUCGCUACGUGGCGAACGGGAAGCACAUGCUGCAGCCGCACGAGCUGAGAAGCGAGCUGGACCGCGUUGCCGAGCUGGAGUGCUUCGCCGGCACGCAGAUCAAGGAGAGCGCUUUCGCCAAGCUCCUGCGAGGGACGCAGGAGGCAGUCGUCGUUCCUCCUUACAUCGCGCUGGCAGUCCGUCCUCGUGUGGCGGAAUGGCAGUACAUUCGAAUCAACGUGUUCGAGCUCACGGUGGAGCARCUCAGCCCGUCGGAGUACUUGGAGUUYAAGGAGCGYGUGAAGGCUACUGACGAUGWGGCGCCUCCAGUUUGCAGCGACUUCGCCACGCUGGAGAUCGACAUGGAGCCAUUCAAUGCCAGCUUCCCGAGAAUGACCCGUCCUUCGUCCAUCGGGGAGGGUGUGUCUUACCUGAACAAGCACCUGUCCACUCGGAUGUUCAAGGAGGAUGGCCUUCAACGUCUGCUGGACUUUCUGCGCACCUACAAGUGCGUGGGCGAGACGCUGAUGCUGAACGAGCGCAUCGACACGCUCGAGAARCUCCGCUGCAACCUCGCCAAGGCGGAGGAGUACCUGGGAGCGCUCCCUGGCGACACGCCCGUCGGGAGCGUGGCCACCAARUUGCAGGAGCUGGGCUUCGAGCGCGGUUGGGGUGACACCGCCGAGCGGAUCAAGGAGAUGCUGGUCAUGCUGUCGGACCUGAUUCAGGCGCCUGGUGCAGAUCUGCUGGAGAGGUUCCUGGGCCGCCUCCCGCUCGUCUUCAAUGUUGCCAUCAUGUCGCCUCACGGCUACUUCGGGCAGGCGAAUGUCCUCGGCCUUCCGGACACCGGAGGGCAGGUGGUGUACAUCUUGGACCAGGUGAAGGCGCUCGAACGAGAUUUGCUGAACCACAGCAAGCAGCAGGGGCUGAAUUUCAAGCCUCAGAUCAUCGUGCUGACCCGGCUGAUCCCUGACGCCCAGGGAACGGCCUGCAAUCAGCGGAUCGAGAACAUAGACGGCACGCAGUACUCGAAGAUCCUCCGUGUGCCCUUCAAGAACCCCAAGGACGGGAGYGUGCUGCGCAAGUGGGUKUCYCGYUUCGAYGUYUGGCCCUACAUGGAGCAGUUCACGGAGGACUCCGURCACGAGCUGCGCGCUGAGUUCGGCGGCAAUCCCGACCUCAUCAUCGGCAACUACAGCGACGGCAAUUUGGUGGCUGUCCUGCUCGCGCACAGGCUGAAGGUUGCGCAUUGCACGAUCGCCCACGCGCUGGAGAAGACCAAGUACCCCAACUCCGACCUUAACUGGAAGGAGCUGGAUGAGAAGUAUCACUUCUCCUGCCAAUUCACUGCGGAUCUGAUCGCCAUGAACCACGCCGACUUCAUCAUCACCAGCACGUUCCAGGAGAUCGCCGGUAGGGCGGACACUGUGGGGCAGUACGAGUCGCACCAGGCAUACACCAUGCCCGGGCUGUACCGCGUUGUGAACGGCAUCGACGUGUUCGACCCCAAGUUCAACAUCGUCGCCCCYGGCGCCGACGCCGACACUUACUAUCCGUACUACAUCAAGGAGAAGAGGCUGACGGCGUUCCACCCUGAGAUCGAGGAGCUGCUGUACGGGCAGACCGAGGACGACAAGCUGUGCCGCGGCGUGCUCAAGGACAGGAGCAAGCCCAUCAUCUUCACCAUGGCGCGUCUGGACAAGGUGAAGAACCUGACGGGUCUGGCGGAGAUGUUCGGCAAGAGCCCGCGCCUGCGGAAACUGGUCAACCUGGUCAUCGUGGGAGGCUACAUCGACCCGUCCCUGUCCAUGGACAGGGAGGAGGUGCACCAGAUCAACGCGAUGCACGCCGUCAUCGACAAGUACGGACUGGACAAGGGCGACAUGCGGUGGAUCGUGGCGCAGAAGCACCGGAUGCGCAACGGAGAGUUGUACAGGUACAUUGCAGACACCAGGGGCGCUUUCAUCCAGCCGGCGUUCUACGAGGCAUUCGGUCUCACUGUGGUGGAGGCCAUGACCUCGGGGCUGCCGACGUUUGCCACCUGUCACGGAGGCCCYGCAGAGGUCAUCAAGCACGGCGUUUCGGGAUACCACAUCGACAUGUACCGACCGGAGGAGGUGGCGGAUUUGAUCGCCGACUUCUUCGAGAGGUGCAAGACAAACCCCGGCGAGUGGGAUCAGCUGUCCAAGGACGGACUGGAGAGGAUCUACAGCAAAUUCACGUGGGAGAUCUACGCGGAGAGGCUCAUGACUCUCUCCCGUGUGUACACCUUCUGGAAGUUCGUSUCCAACCUGGAGAGGAGGGAGGCGAAGAGGUACAUCGAGAUGUUCUACAAUCUCAAGUACAAGGAGUGCGUCAAGACGGUGCCGCUCGCACUUGAGGAGAAUCGAGAACUAGCGGAGGAAGCGAGGCGAAUCGAUGCGGAACGCAAGAAACAAGAGGAGGAAGCGCACCAGCAGAGGAAAGCCGAGAUGGAGAGGCAAGCGGAAAUUAGAGAUGCUAGGCUGAUGAGCGUGAUGACCUCGCAGCUCAAGACCAUGCACGACAAACUAGCUGGCCAAAUGGAGGCAUUACAAGGACGAAUGACGGCACGUGACGACCACCGGAACGAAGCAGAUAAGAUGAGAGCCGCGAUCAUCGAUCCAGAGAAGGAACUGGCCAUAGACAGCCCGGAGCGAGAAGCGGCGGAACUGAAGAAUAAAAUUGCGCAGUUGAGAAAACUGAAGGAAGAGAAGGAGAGAGAACGAGCGAGGAAGAGAGUGAGAGAGCAGAAGGAGGAAUGGGAGAGACAACAACGAGGGAGAGAAGAAGAUCUGAGAAGAUCGAGAGGACAGACGAUGGCAGGGGGCAAUGAGCGAUGGGAGGACCCCGACUGGGAAGAUGGAAACUACAUACCUGAAAAAGAUGGGGAGGAGCAAGAGACGCGCCGAAACUUUGAGAAGCUACACCAACAACGGACCAGUAAGGGGAGCACCUCACAAGAGACUCUUCACUUCCGCCAGCCAUCGUUCGGAAUACAGAUCGGGGAACCUUCCACACCUCGAAAAGUGUCGAGCUUACCACCGAAGACCUCAAAGAUGACAACAAGAUCUCAGACCAAAAAGAUGGCCGCAUUCGACGCUGAGGACCUGAUCGCCUGCUGGAAACGACUCACUACGAAUGGGGCGUUGAGCGAUGUCUUCGAUUAGGACACGAGGCUUCGUAGCUUUCUGCGUACGAAGUCUAUGCCGCAACUCCAAUGCCUGUGCGGCUGCGAGAAUA